Molecule: messenger RNA, 1878 nt
Organism: Argiope bruennichi
Lineage: Eukaryota; Metazoa; Arthropoda; Arachnida; Araneae; Araneidae
Exons: 1
Coding region: 1-1878 (625 amino acids)
Molecular function (GO): nucleic acid binding; RNA-DNA hybrid ribonuclease activity
Source: RefSeq, a predicted model, not a curated record
AUGGCCAUCGAAAACCUCGCUAAUAAAAUCGAAGAAGGCAAGAGCAGGAAGCAUCACGUUCUCUUUCUCUCAAUUGAUAUCAAGGGUGCGUUCGACAAUAUCCAGCACAAUAAUAUCAUCAAUUACCUUCAAAAUACCACCACUCCCACCAAUAUAAAACAAAUGUUUGAAGACCUACUCAAAAACCGAAAAGUCGUCCUGAACACAGCUGAAGGGCCAGCAGUAAGGGCACAGAGGCAGGGCUGCCCACAGGGUUCCUGUAGCGGACCUGCCCUCUGGAACCUAGUGUCAAAUGACAUCUUGCAACAAGACUGGCCCGAAAAUACCACCAUCCAAGCAUUUGCGGACGACUUUGCAAUAGUCACCCAUGCCCCAACAAAAAAAGCAAUAGAAGAUCAAACCCACUCAGCAAUACGUAAAUUUCAAAACUGGGCCAACAAAAAUAGUCUGAAAAUAUCAACUAACAAAACAAAUUUUAUCUUAUUCAGCAAACUUGUAAAAGGCCCUUCCAUUAAAUGGAACGGCAAUAAUAUCAAACGAAAACACGCAAUAAAAUACCUAGGUCUUCAAAUAGAUGAUAAACUCAACUGGAACGCACACCUUCGAUAUCAAGCCACGAGAGCAGCAAUCCUCCAUCAAAACCUGCUCAAAAUAGCAGGGAAUUCCUGGGGAAUUAAAAAAUCCCACAGGAAAACCCUGUAUCUCACUGUCAUCGAGAGGAUGCUGGCCCACGGCGCAGUCAUCUGGUGCCAAGACCCCACCGAGCGGAUGAAGAGGAAACUAGCAGCCAUUCAAAGGCCUUUUCUUCUAGCCAUCUCAGGAGCCUAUAGGACGACCUCAACAGCAGCCCUGCAAACAAUCUUGGGAAUCCCUCCUCUCCACCUCCAACUGCAAAGAGAGGCGAAGGGCAUCUCGCUCUAUAGGCUCCACCACAACAACAACUGCCUCAACUUGGACCCCGACAAAGUUGACAGCAAGAUUACCGGCUGGACCUCUCAUCCCUCGGUGCACCUCCAGGACCGGCAAAUUUCGUUAGAGGACGGAGGAAGCUUCUUCGAAAUCAAUGGAAUAUACACAGAUGGCUCGAAGACAGAAAAAGGCGUCGGAGCAGCCUUCUGUGUAUUCCAAAAUGGAUAUCCUACGACUGCUUGGACAUCCAAGCUGGCCGAAUAUAACACCGUCUUCCAAGCCGAAAUCCUGGCUCUCUACAAGGCGGUCAAUUAUAUUCAGUCAACGUCAACACCAACUACCAUCUACGUUGACAACAAAGCCAGCAUCCAAGCAGCCGCCAAUCCUAAAUCCAAGAAUUGGAAAGCCAGGGAGAUCUUCAAAACCCUGGCCUCCAAUCCCAACAUCAACAUCUCUUGGAUCAAGGCCCACACCGGACAUGCCGGCAACGAAUCGGCGGACCUUCAAGCCAAACAGGCAGCAGAAUCAGAACAGGAUAUUCAGCCAGAGCCAUACCCAAUAUCAUAUGUUAAGUCCACUCUGCGCCAAGCCAUGAUGGUAAAAUGGCAGAGGGAAUGGGACCUCGGGGAUACAGGAAGAAACAUCCACCUCCUAAUCCCCAAGGUCACUCUACAGCUCACACCAUGGAGAAGAGAAGAGAUCCUCUUCUUCACCGGCCAUGGUCCAUUCCCCACCUACCUCAAAAGAUUCAACCUUGCUGCGGAUAACCUGUGUACCUGCGGUGAGGUUGGAUCUCCACUCCACUUUGCCACAGAGUGCAUCUUAACAUCCUCAUUCCACCUGAGGAAACCAUCUGAAAAUCUGAUACAGGAAUGGCUCUCCAGGGUUGCAGGCAACCCCCUCUCAAGGCUGAAAAUCUCUAAACUAGUGAGGUUUCUGCAUGAAGAAUCCGCCCUCUUCCACCAUUAG